UGCUGGGGGCUGGAGCAGAGGCUCAGCGCUGCCACUCCCCUCGUGUGUGUGCAGCUCUCCCUGCUCUCUGUUGGGUUUGUAUCCCGGUAACAUCGCUGUGCUCAGGUGCAGAGAGCUCCCUGUGGUCCCUGGAGCUCUGGGAAGCAUGAACAAAACUCAUCCCCAGAGAAACGGUGGUGUAGCUACUUUUGGUUCAAUGGAGUCCUCUGGAAAAAGAGGCUGCUGCCAUGGCUGUGGUGCCCGCGGGGGCUGCACAUGGAGACUCCUCUGCCUCUCUGCCCUGGCCCUGCUCGUCCUGGCGGCCGCGCUGGCCUCGGGGCUGGCGCUGGCGCUGCUGCCACGGGCUCCAGUGAACCGCUUCUGCACAGCCCCUAAUAACAAGACAGGCUUCCUGUGUGAUGACAGAGUGACCUGUGUCCCAGCCAGCUGGGUCUGUGACAGGGUCAGCAACUGCAGGAACGGAGAGGAUGAGCAGGAGCAGCUCUGUGGUGACUUGCCCCACAGCCUCCCAGGGCACCUGGUUUUCCACUGCAGCAACCCCAGGUCCUGGGUUUACGCUGACCAGAAGUGUGACGGGAUGAACGACUGCGGGGACUGCUCUGAUGAGACGUGGAGCUUGGCUGCCUGUCCCCCGUGUGGGCAGGACUGGUGGAGCUGCAGCCCUGUGCACUUCGAGUUCUGCUCCUGCAUCCCCAGGAGGCUGUGCCAGGAUGGCAUCCAGCACUGCCUGGGCUGGUCUGACGAGUUGGCCUGCACAGCCUGAAUCCUGGCACCCAUCCCUGCUGGGGACAGCAGGGUGCCUCCCACACGUCACCCCGGAGCCUUGGGCUCCUGCCCUGCCACCUCUUAGGAAGCUCCAGCCCAGCAAAUCCUCCCCAGCAGCGCAGGGGCCGAGGGCAGCCCUUGGCUGGGCUCUGCUGCCAUGUGGAGGUGACAAUUCCUUCGUGGGCAGCAGCCACUCGAUGCCCUGCUGGAGAUGCUUCACCAGGCACUGCUGGCACAGCCCUGGGCCAGGGCUUUCUCCUGCAGGGCCGUGCUGGGGCUCUGCAGGCAGCCACAGGGACACUGAGAACUGCCCCGAGCAGCAGGAGCUCAGUGAGGGGAGCCUCCAACACAUCCUCAUAGUCCUCAUCUUCACUGGCAGGAGGAGAAGCUGCUGUUUGUGUCCAAAACACACCUGCAGAUGGUUUCAGCGGGGGCUUUGAGGGCUGUGUUGAUGCUCUUGGGACAUUUCCCUGGGAAUGCCGUGCUGGGAGUGACACUGUGGGCUGCUCAGGCCACCUCCUGCUCUCUUCUCAAACCAUGAAGGCCAACACAGAGAGUGUAAUGGCAUGGAAAACUGGAGAAGUUUCAGGGUUUUGGGGGAUAAAUCAUGUCCCUGUGACAGAGUAGCUGUCACUGACAGCCAGGGCAGGGAACCAGCGUGUAAAUAACCUGCUCUUUACUCAGGGCUGUGCAGGUUUGCAGCAGCAGGUUGAAAGCAGCCAUGGAGCUGGGAUAGGUCUCACUGAAGCUGGCAAAGAAAGGAAGAAAAAGUUUCAGCCUUGGAGCAGAGAGCAGCAGAAAAUCCAGUGCUGCUCCCAGGGCGGUGUGGGAUGACACGGGAUGUGUUUGCUGCUUGUUCUGUUCCUCUGCCAGCAAGGCAGGGUCAGGCAGCCGAGCCUUCAAAGCAGUCCUCAGGAUAUGGGUAUGCACGUGACACUGACAUUUAAGGAAAAUGAGGUUUUCUCUGCUCCUUUGAAAAUCUCACCUGUGCCUAAAACAUCGAGGAAAACCCCACAUUUACAGUGAGUACUCUUACUUUUCUAGGCCCAAAAUAAAAGUGAGGUGAUCUUUUUCCCAUUGCCACCCCAGGUAAUAUUUAAAAAUAAACCCCUGUUCACUCA
This is a messenger RNA of Prinia subflava (tawny-flanked prinia), 1886 nucleotides long. RefSeq names its product low density lipoprotein receptor class A domain containing 1 (gene LDLRAD1). Gene Ontology annotation, cellular component: plasma membrane. The transcript is spliced from 6 exons. Bases 146 to 763 code for a protein of 205 amino acids. NCBI's taxonomy places the organism in Eukaryota, Metazoa, Chordata, Aves, Passeriformes, Cisticolidae. Gene Ontology annotation, molecular function: protein binding. The record is from RefSeq and is a predicted model, not a curated record.